UGGUGGAGUGAGAAGAGUUCUUGUCAGUUGGAAGCAAAUGGACAGUUGAGAGGCAAAAGAGAGAGAGGGAGGAGAGCAGAGUCCUUGAACAGAAAAGAGGUCCAGCUUCCAACCUGAAGUUGAUUUUCCCAGCCUGAUGCAUCAUACAUUAUGGUUCAUGUUAACUUGCUUAAAAAAGUGAUGUACAUCCUCCUGGCUCUUCUUCUGUUUCUUACUAUUUGUUUGUGGAAGGAAACACGGAAAGGAUAUUAUGUUUCUCUAAAAACAAACAGUCAAACAGAUCAAAUAAAAGUGAAAAUAUGGAAAUGGGAUACCCUAAAACUAGGAACUCUCCAGGAUACAAAUAUGGACCCUUUGCCCACUACAAAUGCAGCCCUUUUGCUCACCAAAGCAUCCCAAGUUAAAGCAAAACAAAAUAUCUCUACAAUACCAGCUGAAAAUAACUUAAUGACAACACUCAAGAAAUUACCAAGUCCUUUAAAAGUGUGGAACAGGAACAGUUCCUCCAAAAAUCUUCCCCCUAGAUUGCAAAAAGUGAGGAAAACCUACCUGUCUAUGAACAAGUAUCAUGUGAAUUAUAGUGGACCGAAGAAUGCUUCCCAACUCCUCCCUGAGGAAGUGAUGUGUCAGCUCCAGAAACGGCUGGACUUUCGGAUGAUCAGUGCAUCAGAUGGUCCUUUCAAUACAUCUGAGUGGGAGGCAUACCUGCCCAGAAGAAACAUCAGUGCGGAGAUGGGCCAGUUGAGUCGAUGUGCAGUCGUGUCUUCAGCAGGGUCCCUGAAGUCAUCCCACUUGGGGCCAGAAAUAGACAGCCAUGAUGCAGUGUUGCGGUUUAAUGGGGCCCCUACCAGAGGUUUUCAGUCUGAUGUAGGGGAGAAGACAACAAUACGCCUCAUGAAUUCCCAGCUUAUUACUGUUGAUGAAGAAAGAUUUGUUUCAGACCCACAGUUUAACCUUGGAACCUUAAUUGUGUGGGACCCAGCACCAUAUCAUGCAAGUAUUGAUGAGUACAAUAAUGAACUGGAUGAGGGUGAACAAAUUAAGACUCAGUUCAUAGAAGAUGGAAGUACGGUGCAAGAUGGAAGAACAGGCUGCUCUUUCUGCUGGUGGUACCGAAAACCAGACUACAAUUUCUUUAGGAGCUACAAGCGCUAUCGAAAUAUGCAUCAUGAACAACCUUUUUAUAUUAUGAAUCCCCACUUGCAGUGGCAACUUUGGGAUAUCCUUCAGGAGAAUGCAGCAGAGGAUAUUCAGCCAAAUCCACCCUCUUCAGGAAUGCUUGGCAUUGUAAUCAUGUUGAAUUUAUGUGACGAAGUGGAUGUUUACGAAUUCCUGCCUUCCAAAAGGCAAACAGACGUUUGUCAUUAUUAUCAGAAGUUCUUUGACCAAGCCUGCACUAUGGGCGCCUACCACCCACUGCUCUUUGAGAAAAAUAUGGUGAAGCACCUUAAUCGAGGUUCUGAUGAAGCUAUUUACACUCACGGGAAAGUGACUCUAACCGGCUUAAGGAAUGUACAAUGUUAGAAGGCUGGAUCCCUCCUGCUUGGCUUGGAAGCCCUUCUUGAAUUGCAAGGCACUUUUAUUUUAUUUUUUUGUACAAGGCACUGUCAGUGGUCAGGCCUACAGAACAGUGGGUUGUUCAAUUAACAACUCUUAUAACUCUUAAAUCGUGACUUCAGGAUGAAGUGUACUAUAUCAGAGUUAUGUGAUAUGAAGAUGUGAUCUCUGCAGUCAGGAGAUGCAGGUAUCUACAUGAUUGCCGCCACAGAGCAUAGAAUAUGGCUCACAUUGCAGAAUCUGUUCCUAAGAAAUCCACAGAAUCUCAGCUUAUUUUUGAAAUAAGAGUAAGUUUCUAGCCCUCAUGACUGCAUAAAAAACUGAAAAUAUGUGGACCAUUUCUGCUAAAAUUAGAUGGGAUAUAAUUGAGGCUUCCAGUGUUCAGGAAUUGCUUCAUUUAGCAUUUUUUAAAACACCUCCAUAGAAGUAUAUUCAAGAGGUUGUAUACUCAAGGAACUGUUCCAGAAAUGCCAACAGGGCUGUGCUUCUUCAUGAUUCCGCAGUUAAAUUUGGUAAUGGACAGAGAAUUCAACAUCCCAAAUUGCAUGUCAUGCUAAAAGUGUAAUUUGGUCCUUUAGUGCUUGGAAUGUUUUUAUUGUUGUUAAGUAUCAGAUGUAGAGACCCAUUGAUCUGGAUCAGGAUCAUAGCAGAGAUAAAGGGCUAAACUUUCCAUUCCUACCAUGGUUCCAAUCCAGAAUGCCCCACAUGUGACCGAUAUUUAACAAAAAGUAACCAACCAACCAAAGGCCAAACUAUGCAUUUAAUGUAAUAUGGAGUUUGGCCCUCCAUUUCCUCCCCACCCCCUGCUUUUGCCAAAAGAAGAUUCUAGUUCUUAAGGAGGAAAAAUGCAAGAACAGAUGAAUCUGGAAGAUACUGGCCCAAUUCAGAACAUCCCAUGAAACCUCAGGUAAACAUAGCUGAGGUAGAUGUUUCUGAAUGAAUGUGUGAAGCUGUAGUUUCAUCACACAACUGAGACUCUGUUUCCCCCUCCAAACCUGAAUUUGAACUCUCAGUUUGUAGUGAGUUUCGCUGCUGAAACCUGAGUUCAUCAAACACCAUUGUGUUGUCUGAAUUCUGCAGCCACUGUCACUUGGGUAUGGUGAGGAAGCUCCUCCCAGUACCAUAAAGACAUCAGCUCAGAGCAGCUCAGAAACGUAUCUGAUCUAGGGCAGCCGCCUCUCUCGCUCCACUUCUGCCAUCACCUCACUCCUCCUGCCGCUGCUUGGCAGCAGAAACACUGCAUCCCAGGAGUUCUUGCAUUUAAAGGGACAGAGCCAGAUCAAGAUAAGCCUACUUUCCCCUGUUUGCUUUGGACUUAAUUUGUUCCUAAGCAAGAAAAGACUGGGAGGAAAAGCUGUAGAAAAAAAGGAGAGAGUUUUCGAAGAUCAUUUCAGCAGUGGCGGAUGGUGAGGGCGGCAGAAGGGGGCAGCAAGAGGUAUCUUUAAAGCUCCUUACUGGCUAUACCACCAGCACCUGCAAGCCACAGGGAGCAUCAGUGCACCGCCCGGCAUCCUGAGCAGUGGCUGUCCUGCCUACAGCACUCACCUGGUCUGUGCACAUGCACAGUGGUCAUUUGCAUGGUCAGCAUGCUGACCACUGUUGUUUAGAGUAGGUGGCAGGCUGUGCACACGCACUUUCUUUUUCCUCCCCCCACCUGCAUCUGCACACACUUUCUCCCUUGACCCUGUCCCCUGAGCGGCUGCCUCUUGGAGUAGGCAAAUGCAGAAAUCCAGGCUGGGCCCAGGACUCGUAGGAACUCUGGGUACUCUCUCCUCCUGGAGGAGGGUGCUGAAGGUUCCCCUGAGUCCCAAACCGGCCUGCACUACACACCUCCGAGUGGCAACUGCGCUACCGCAGCUGAAUACUGGGCCUAGUGGGGGGUGGUUGGGGUGGGCAGGAGAGUGCAUGUGUGGGUUCUGGGAGAUCCCCUGGACCCUAUCCCCUGAGCUGAUGCCACUCGGGGGGGGAGGGGAUGUAUGGGCCAGGCCAGGAUUCGGAGGAACUCUCAGCACCAGGCUGAGAGGCUGCCUGUAGAGGCAAUGGUGGCGAGGAGGGCAAGUGAACACUCCAACAUCUGCCCCGUCACCCACCCUUCUGCCUGUGGCCAGGAGGAUGCCUGGGCAGAUGAUGAGGGUGCAGGGAGAUGGGCAUCUGGGCAGGCAAUGGGGGCAGGUGAGAGGCACUCAGGCAGGCUUCACCUGGUGUGUCCCUGAACCUUGAGCUGGCCCUGAAGAGGAGACAUCUCUGCCCAACCAUCUGCGGCUGCAUGUGGACUCUUCCCCACAAUCAUUUCCCCAUGAGGCCCCACUCAUGCCAAUUUACCCAUCACCCCCAGCCCCAUGCACCAAAAGGUACAGCCCUGCAGGAUAGUAUCCAGCUGCUGUACUCUGAAGACAUUUCCAGUAUAUCCAGGGCUAACCUGCCCAUUAAAGGGAGCUAAGCACCAGCUUACAGUGCAAAGCUUGCAGGGGCAGCAACAGUCUGGGUCAAAUGGGUCCCAGGAUUGCCUCGCUGCAGCCCCCUGCCUGCCUGGCCACAGCCCUCCUCGCCACCACCUCCACCUGCCGCUUCCAUAGUGAGGAGGGCGGAUGAGUGGGCGAGUGUUCCCCAACGUCCGCCCACCCUCCUCGCUGCUGGAUAGUGGUAGGUAGAGGUGGCAGCAAGUAGCCUGCCCAGCACCAACCCUCCUGCUUGCUGCCUGCUGUGGCCAGGAGGGUGCUCAGUGGUUGAGGGGGCAGUGUGUGUGUGUGGGGGGGGGGAUGCCUGGGCAGGCAAUGGGUGUAUGCAGGCGGCACCCAGGUGGACUUGCUUAGAAUGCUCAGGAGGGGAGAUUUCUUUAUUUGCCCAGCUACAAUGGAGGUGUAUAAGUAAGGGAGCACUGCUAAUUAAUAUUAUCUGGAGACAUGGAGUUAAAGUUCCAAAUAAAGUAGCUCAUUUUGGAAAUCCAUCCAGCAGAUAGAUAAGACCUGUCACACCUCAUUGAUAGAUAAAGGAAGAGGGGGAAGGGAGAAGGAGGAAGUCAGUCUCUCCAGGUGAGAGAAUGAAACCGAAGAUUAUCAGUCUAACAAAGUGGAAUCAGAGCAUUGUCAGAGGGGGAAUACCCCUAUUGGCUAUCUCUACCCCAAUGCCCCUAGAGUUCAAUGGAGUUGCUGGUGCUAAGAGUUGAUGCCUUCAGGAGCUGCAUCUCCAACAGGCUUCACCUGGGGUGCUCUGACCCUUAGGCCAGCCCUGGGGAGGAGCUGACCCCCUCUUUCCCAUUUCUCAGCGAGUCUUCUGUGUUUCUCCCUCAAGACCCCCUUCCCAUCUGGAAGAGUCCUGUGCCAUCCUGGGGUAUCACUAAUUUUGUAUAUGCAUGGCUGUGUAGCUUAGGAAUUCUGGGAAAGUCACUGCUUAUAAGGAGUGGCAGGGAAGAGUUAAUAUAUCAUUUCCCUGCCAAGGGUGGGUGAUCCAUGUCAAGAAGACAUGAUCGCACAGAGCAUGCCCUCUCUCACAUUAUAGCCAAUAGUUGCUGGGUGACUGACACACUGAUGCAAUGCCCACAGUCUGGCAAUUUGGGCGGAGAUUGCCGGGAUGAGCCUCCGCAGACUAGGAAGAGGGAUGGGUUAUUCUGGCCAGAAGCCGGAGGUAAUUUUCACAUUUAUAUUCCGCUCUUCCUCCAGGGAGCCCAGAGCGGUGUACAUAGUUAAGUUUCUCCUCACAACAACCCUGUGAAGUAGGUUAGGCUGAGAGAGAAGUGACUGGCCCAGAGUCACCCAGCAAGUAUCAUGGCUGAAUGGGGAUUUGAACUCGGGUCUCCCCAGUCCUAGUCCAGCAUUCUAACCACUACACCACACUGGUGUAGUGAAACGAGUGGGUAGAUCGUCUGUGGCACAAUUCUGGGGUUCAGAAAUUAACCACAGCUUUGUUUAACUGAGUUCUGCCACCACAUUUGAAUGGGCCGACAGAAGAUUUCCAGUGGUUAGGAAUCAGGAAUUCAAUGCCGGGAGUAGCUCUUUGCCAUACUCAUAAUUGUACAUGUUUGUGUUCCAUUUGAAUAAUGUAUGCAGGGUUGCAGAAUGUAAAUUUUCUUGGCAUGAAAUUCUGAAGAUGCUUUCUGCCCCCGAACCCCAGUUCAGAGUCUAUGCAAGCCUGCCUAUAGUUAACUGGUAUUUUGCAAGUCCCAUCUCUCUUCCUUUUUGCCAUCCCAAUCCAUGUCUAAACAUUUUCUCAUUCUUUAAAACAAUGACAACACUUGGAAAAAUAAAGUUUAUGAUGAUUUUGCUAACAUAUGUAUUUUAUUCUCAUUGCAAUGUUUGAAUGUGAUAGUUGCAGAAUGUGACUUCAGAGUAUUCGAGACCUCACUGUUUAUGGCCAGUGAAGUAGUAUGGCCGGGUUACGGGACUGACCCAUGCAAGGAAAUGGGCAGGUGCAGCUCCUAAUGGCCUGAAUUGGACACUGGAGAGGCCAGGAUCAGUGCCAAACUCUUUUCAAUGCCUAUUAUAAGCUGAUCCUUUUAUAGCGCUUCAGGUGUCACGAAGAUGUACCAACAUGGAGUCAUAAAGAAAAGAAAUGGGGACUGUUCUUUAAAAACACUGGCUGUCACCCUGAUUAACAACAUGCACUCACUUUGAGGAACAGUGGGGACACACCCGGAGCCCUCACAAAACUCCCCCAGUCCCUCUCAGUGCUCACUGCUGUGCCAGAGCCCUUGGUAUUUGGAGUGCUGCCCAUGCUCCAGAAGCACUCUGUAAGACAGAAGGUCAGUGAUGUAGCCAGUCUUGCAGAAUGCUUCCAGACUGGAGCCCAAUUUGGACAUUAUGCUGUACAAGUGUGCAGAUGUCUGUACACUCGUGCAUGUGUUUGCGUGAAUGACUGUACCUUUGUUCAUUUUAAAAGUGAACCUGGAUACAGGCCCUUCAAAGGCAUGGUGUAGACAGGAAGCGUACUUCUGUACCUGUGUUCAACAUAACAAGUGAAUGACUGUACCUGUGUACAUUAUACUUGUACAGAUGUUGAGCAUAACCUGUGAAUGGGCCUUGUGAGUAGUGCUCAGAAGUCCUAGUCCUGUGGUGCAACAGUGUGCAUGCAGGAAGACUGGGGGAGUUAUGUGCGGGCUCCAGGAGUAUCCCCACAGAGCCUUACAUACAUGCUUCAUUAGUUAGGAUGUCAUCCACUGAUCCUAAGGGCCAAACUUCAAGUUAAUGCUUAACACAUAGUUUGGCCCUGCAUUUUUGUUCUGAAGAAAAUAGCAGCUGUGUGAGAGGUUCAAAGAUGCCAAUUGGAUUGUUUUCAUAUGUUAAGUUUCUAGAAGAGGGGUGUCUCCUAAAUCUCAUAUAACAUUUUCAGUAGCAUUUCUUCAUUAAGAAGCACACUAUUAAGUAGUGUUGCUUUGUUGUAGUUGUUGUUGUUUAGACCUGCGUGAAGUAAUUUGUUUUAAAAACCUGUUUAAAGAUUCACAUUUCCCUAGCACAGCAAAAACGCUCUCCCAUUGGUUGAGGUGAUUAUGACAUCAGCACUGCUCAAUCCCCCUGCUGUCUCUUGCAGUGUUUGGGAGAACUGACUGAGUUGUGUGUGACUUGUUUUGCACCAAUUCCUGAGAAUGACUGAAAAAUGAUUUGUUAAAGGAAAUUCAGGAAGUCUACCAUUUGUUAAUUCCUGCAUGAUUACAUGCUUCUUCACUGGCAAUAAAGAUUACAAAGGAUUACAUCUUUAUUACAAAUAAAGAUGAGAGGAGUGAAGAUGAUAAGGUUAGUAUUAGAGCUGGUUUUAUAAAUAAAAAAUCCCACCUCCCAAAAAUAUUGCCUUCUUAUAUGGCAUGCCAGUAUAGGGAAACAGUUUUAUUUGAUUUUUUUCUCCCUCCCCCUUUUUUUCAAGGGAGUGACUGUGCGAAGAAUGGGAGGAUAAACAGUUCCCUGCUCUUUUUGUCUUUCACCCUAGAAACAGCUGAAAGACUCUCUGUCAGGGCUGGUCUGGUGAAAUCUGCCCUCCCCCAUGGAAGGAGAAAUCUCUUGAAAAUGAAGUUGCACCUGUUGAAUGUUUACCUGUCAUAUAACUAUUAAAAGUCCUGGGCCCUCUGGCCAUUACAAGAAACUCAGCAGCCCAAUUUACUUAUGAGGAACAAGGUUGGAGGGUUGUAAAAGCCAAAUAGGAGCAUUGAGGCCUAGCAGUUCUGAGAUAAAAUGAAGCAGAAUGAAGGAAGUGGCCACUUUCAGAUAGAAGCAGCAGCACUACCACUGCUAAGCAGUUGAGGCCAAUGCUAACAGGGAAACAGGCUCAGUCUACCUCAAAGACACAAGUUAAACCAUUCAAGUGUAAUAAUGGUUGCCCUUUAUUUUUUCCUUCCCUGGGGGGGUAGGGAAGAUUUCACCUGACAGAAAUGCUUUUCAGCUGUUUCUAGGGUAAAAGACAAAAAGAGCAGGAAACAGACAGUGUUCAUCCCCCACUUCUCUUCACAGUUGCUCCCAUUUUUUUUAAAAGGGCAGAAGAAUCAAAUAAAAAUAUGCAUUAAAAUACAAUAUUGGGGGAUAAUAAACAUUUUAUCAAUUGUUUGUCUUAACUUUGAAGCAGUCCUGACCAGUGUUCUCUCUAUUCCCCCCCCCCAUCUGUGUGUGGAAUGAGUUUAGUUCUGGGUGGCAGUAUCAAGACAGUGUGCAUGCACCUGCAUUCAGAGUGAGCGGUUCUCACCUGAACUGAUUCAACCUGAGCAGGAUCUAAAAUUAACUGAGCAGACAUCAAAAACUCAUGUGAGUGCAAACACACAUGCACUUCUUAGAGGAAACACUGGUCCUGACAUACAAACAACAUGGAUUUCUCACUGAAUAACUUUUCUCUUCUUCCCGCAUCUACCCACGCUUUCUGUCUCUUUCUGUAGAUACAUGCAUAAAUAUUUUGUCUGGUGUGCUCUUUGUUGUGCUCUUGCACAGUGGUACUAUAUUACUAUAUACCACUUGUGCCUUUUGGAUUUAUCAAGAUCACACUUGUUUGGGGUUGGAUUAUUACAGAAAACUUGAUGCUUAUUGACCAGGCCUCAAAGAGGUGUGAUGUCACAGCACAGCUGCUGCCUGUUUUGAGAGGAGUUGUCAAAUAGGAAUUUCAAGCCUUGAUUUCAACUGUGUAUGAGCAAAAUUCAGCAAAACAGCAACAGGUGACUUGUAAUCACUUUGUGGUGAGAACUGAACUAUCUAUCUAUCUAUCUAUCUAUCUAGGAGACAUCCCCAUUGAUUGGGUGAAUGGAGGCUUUUGCUCUGCAACAUGCCAGAUGAGUGUUUUAAUAUAUAGGUGUUCUCAUUACCCACAAUUUCAACAACCAUUGUUUCCCAUAUCUGCAGAUAGGUCUUGGAGACCCAGUUUCUUUAUCCGUGGUAUAAAAAUAGGCUAAAAUUCACCUAUUUGUGGUUUUGAGUGGCUGGAAAUAACCCAGAAAUGACUUCCAAUGUCAUUUCUAGCUGCCAUUUUACAAUGAAGGGCCAUUUUGUGGCUCUUUUAAAAAAAGAUUCUGACUUUUUUUGCAGAAAAUCAGAGGAAUUGGGGUUUGGGGGGAGCAUUGCUGGAGAGAUGAGGAGCAAGAGACAGUACUUUCUCUUAUUUCUGCUUCCUUCCCAUUUUUAAAGUCCUUUUUUGUGUAGGAACCUUACCCCUGGAUUCCCAUAGGGGUAUGGUUUCAUUAUUCACAGUUUCUGUAUUCACACCUAUAGGCGGGAAUGGAACCCUGCGAAUAAUGAGAGCCACCUGUGUUUGACUUUAUAGAAUUACCGAGUUGGAAGAGACCAAAACUCAACUAAUCCAAGUCUCCUCCCUAAGAAAGGGGAGUUCUACCACUCCAUAUAUCAGUUACAGGAAGACCUCAUUAUUCACGGGCUCACUGAGUAAAUUCCAAAUCAAUCUUCAAAUAAAGAGUGGAAUCAAUUCUUAACACACAGCACUUACAAUGGAUGCACCAGCAUUUUUUUUUAAAAAAAAAACAGUUUUUAACUCAUAGCACUUUGGACCAAUUGGCUGUAACAGUACAAUACAAUGGAUGCAGAAGCAUAAAAAAAAAUAGCACAGUGAGGGAACUGCAGAUAAAUUUUCAAGGGAUGAUUGCAAUCAAUUUUUAAUGCUCAGUGCUUUGGGCCAACUUACAGUAGCAGUUCAUUACAGUACAGCACAAUGGAUUGAGAAGCAGUGUUUUUAAUUGCCUUUUAUUUGUUCAGGUAAAUCACAGUUGUACACCUUAACUGGGAUCUUUUUAGGUUCAAGAUGCUGCAGGAGGGUCCUCUGAGAAGGUCACUGGGAAACACAGAAAGAAAGGCUCCAAAAGGCCUACAAAAAGCUUUGGAAGUCUCCACAGGAAAAUAGAGCUAAAUUAACAGCUGCAGCAGAGCACAGUGGCUCCAAAAGGAUCCCUGGAGCUCCUUUAAGACCCCAAGGCUCCACACAAAUGAAAAAAGCUCAGAAAUAUUAUGUGUGUGUUAAAGGGGGAAACACACAAAAACACUCAGCAAAAUUCUUCCACAUCCUCCUCCUAGCUCCUUUAACUACCCAUGGAGCACGUGUGGAUGACCAAAUAAGGAUAUUUCCAAUCACCAGGAAACCACGGAUACAUGAAUCACUGAACUGCUGGAACUGGUGCCUAUUUUCAAACUGUGGAUAUGUGAAACCGUGGAUACUGGUACUGUGAAUAAAGAGGUCCUACUGUAUUCUUCCACAGUGUGCUGCCCCAAUCUGAGGAAGAGCAACAUCCAAAAGAGGUUCAAACUAAAAUAUGUCAUGGGUUAUCUUGGUCUUUCUAAGGCUAUAUUUUGAUAUGCUGGAUCUCUUCUACUGCAUCUGCUAUCUUCACAAUCAAAAUGCUAGUGUUUGGAGUCAAUUCAUUUCAAAAAUGCUCCAAAAAUAAGCUAUUAUACUAUUUUUUUUUUAAAACAAGACUACUACUACUGCUGCUGCUAAUUGAAUAUGAUUUUCCAUGAGUGUCCAACCUUGUGUUUCCAUCCAAAAUAAGCGUACAGCUAUGUAUUUCAGGUAUUUUAGGAACUUUGGUGAUUUAAGUGACAAGGUUAUGGUCAUGCCAUAGAACUGUACUAACUAUAAAUUGUUAGCAUGUGACAACUAACUAACUUGAAAUUUGGCAGUGUGCCAUCCCAGUUCUGACUAUCUUUUGGUGUCAUGGUUCCCCUAUGCAUGCUACCAGAAAUUAUUAACUCAUCACAUGUCUGCCAGAAUGUGGUGAGGAGACGACACAGAACUGGGGGCAGGGGGGAUGGGACAUGACACUGUUGCGGUAGGCAAACGUGAUUCACCCUAACAUGCAAAUUAACCUUGAACCUUCCAUUCAUAGUAAGUGUAACAAUGACUAGAGUUUUGCUGUAUUUAAAUGCAGGUAAAUGCAGUUGGUAAAAAGGUAAUGAUGAUGUCAAUCAUGUCCAACUAAUGGGGAAAAAUAAGGUGUCAUACCUUUUACGAACAAUCUAUAAAACCUACAGGGUAAAGCCCUCCUGUCUGUCAGAACUGGCCUUUCUUAUGUUAAGCAAGUUAAACAUAAUGUGCAAUUGGGCUAUCUGUUCACAUCUGAGUACUAGUCAAUAUUUUCUCAUCAUAUCGACUUGACGUGCCUGUUGUCUUUGCACUGAAUCCCAGCUGCUCCUAAUCAACCUCAAGCCUCUGUUAUUUUGAAGCAAUUUACCUUUCCAUCCUGGCUAGAUCUCCACUCUCAUUUCUCCUUUUCAAGGCCAUUUCACCACUAUGAUUUAAGUGUGUGCAUACAAUGUAUCCAUAGUAUGUCACAUUUGGAACAGAUGCUCAUGUGCGCGCACACAUUUUGCAUGCAGACAGGCAGCCAUGGCUAAUCACUGGUCUUUGCCAGAGUGAUGGUAUAUUGUUCAAUUCCAUCCAUAAUAUAUGAAGCAGAGCUUAAAUUUUCUCUGGUCCAUGCAUGAUCCCUAUUGUUUUCUCCUAUCCUUAUCUUACUGCCUUCCGGCAUAUCACUCUCUAGGUCUGCCACAGCCUCCCCACCCCAACAUUUGCCUUAAAAUCCCUUCUAGACUCAAUUUCUUCCACAAAGCCUCUUCUGAAAAAAACGUCCCCUUCCCUGCAGUUUCUACUACUGGUUAAAUCUUGCCAAGCUUUACUUCCCGUGUACUGUCUUUACGUAUUCUCCACCAUGUCAUCUCCAUGUAAUUUAGACAAUAGUCCACUGAACAGAGAACUCAUUAUUUCAGAAUUCUGUACCAUGCCUCACAGAUGGAAAACAAAAUCACUGUUUAGUAGUAGCAACAGUAGAAGACCCUGCUUGGAUGUAUUUCGACAGAUCACUCUUUCCAUGCAUCUCAGAGGUUAUGGUAGCAGGAUCAGAAGCCUUAAUGCAAGGAACACUAUUGAGAGAAGCCAGUUUGGAGUAUAUGCAAAGUGAAGAGAUUUCCUCAUUUUACUGGUCCCAUGUGAAGGCAACAAUCUAAAUUAUAGGGAUGUGAGGUCUACAGAAGGUUCAGUGCGGCUGGGAGGAGAGCAGCAAGCAUGAUCUUUAAAUAAUUGGAGAGCAGGUUCUUACCUGCUCUCUGCCAUCAUAUGCAGCUUCCUGCUGUACUGGUGCUCAUCCCAAAUACCCAUGCACAUGGCAUCUGCACAUGUGUGGGCGCCAUUUGCUUGGUCAGCAUGGUGUUGCUAACCAUAUAAAUGGUGCCUGUGUAUACGCGGGUGCCAUGUGCAUGCUGAUCCCAUGCACGGGUAAUUGGGAUGAGUGCCACCGCCACAGGAAGCUGCAUCUGACAGCGAAGAGCAGGUAAGGACCUGCUCUCCUCUUCUUUAAAGAUCCCACUCACCACACCCCUCUCCACAGUGCCAAAACAGUUUGGACAUCCCUACUCAAUUCUUUUUUCUUUCUUUUCAAAUUCAAUUUUUAUUAAUUUUAGCAAUAGUAACCAUAAUAAACACAAAUGGACUUCCCGCGCACCUCCUUUCGUGAAACAACUAUAAAGUUUACCCUUAUUAUAAUGUUAAUAAAAAACACAAAUUUAAACUUUUAGCAUAAAAAAAAGAACCAUUAAUCUACCCAACCUGCAUUUCAAAUUUCAAAUCCUGCUGUAAGAUCAAUAGUACUACUCAACUACUAGUAGUACUCAAUUCAAGUACCAUACAGUUGAGUAACUCACCUCAAAUCAGUAAGGCAGUUCAUUUGGUCAUAAGCAGUACAGGAGCUGUGCACACUCAUGUUUUAUGAUUGUGUGCGAGGGAAAAAGAAAGGUUGGAGGGGGAAGAAAUGAUCAUCUGGGAAAGAGGAACAGAGUCCAACAGUGUUUCUUCCUAACUCGGAAAAGUGGUGAGUAUGAGAGCUGGGUUGGACAGUGUCAUCCGACUCAGCUCCUCUCUCCCAGAUGAUCAUUUUCUCCCCUUCCAACCUUGCACAGCUCCCAAACUACCCUAAUUAUGAUAAUGAGAACUGCCUGAGUGAAAGUUCUCCCAAGAUCUGAAUUCAAUCUAGAGCUGAAAAUACUACAUCAUAUUUUAGUACAGCUCCAAAGAGAUGUAAUUUGGAAUGUUAACCAAUCCCCACCGGGGGGGGGGGGGCAGGGUGAUUUCAAUGCCAAGUUUAUGUAUUUGUUUCGGCUGUUUCUAUUAACCAACAUUUGCAUUUUUCAAUUGAAAUGAAAAUACCAAAACUCAAGUAUCUAAUUUGUCAACUGUGAUCUGUCAUAGAUUGAAAUAACUCUGACCAAUCCAAAGAUGUAAAAUUUGUAAUAAAGAUUUUGUAAAGUGA
Molecule: messenger RNA, 13267 nt
Organism: Hemicordylus capensis (graceful crag lizard)
Lineage: Eukaryota; Metazoa; Chordata; Lepidosauria; Squamata; Cordylidae
Product: beta-galactoside alpha-2,6-sialyltransferase 1-like
Exons: 7
Coding region: 151-1524 (457 amino acids)
Molecular function (GO): sialyltransferase activity
Source: RefSeq, a predicted model, not a curated record